AUGAACGACGUGGAUCUAAGACAGAGCAUCGACAGUGGCAAACUGAAGCCUGCCACGAGUUAUACGAGUACCUCACUCCAUGAGGGAGUAAAACUCCGUUUGGGUGAGACCGGACCCUUGUCCGAGUUGCCACCAACGACAUUGCCGCAGAUGUUUCGCGAGGCUUGUGAAAAAUAUGCAGAACAUCCUGCUCUCACCUGGGAGACACCAGGAGCUGGCGAUCAAGGCUGGACCACGUUGAGUUACAAGGAUUAUCAGAAACAAGUAGAACAGGUCGCCCUUUUGCUGAUCGAUGCUGGUUUGGAGGAGCGCAGCUCUUUGGGUGUUUUGGCCUUCAAUUGUCCCGAAUGGUUCUUUGCCGAAUUUGGAGCCUUAAGAGCUGGUGGUGUGGUAGCUGGCAUUUAUCCCAGCAACUCGGCAGAGGCUGUGCGUCAUGUCUUGGAUACUAGUGAGGCAACCGUUUGUAUGGUCGAUGAUGCUCAGCAAAUGGCCAAAUUGAGAGCCAUCAAGGAGAGUUUGCCACGUCUGAAGACUGUCAUACAAUUACAUGGUCCAUUCGAGUCGUUUGUGAAUCAGGAGAGUGGCUACUACAGCUGGCAGAAACUGAUGGAGAAGGUCUACCCAAUUAGCUUAAAGGAAGAACUUUUGUGUCGUGAGAAUCGUAUUUGUGCAAAUGAAUGUGCGAUGCUUAUAUUUACCUCUGGCACUGUGGGAUUACCCAAGGCAGUGAUGCUCUCACAUGAUAGCAUUGUCUUUGACACCAAAGCCAUUGAUCUGUCUAUGCGGAAUAUAGAAUUGGGAAAUGAGCGAAUGGUUAGCUAUCUACCAUUGAGUCAUAUAGCAGCUCAAAUCUUUGACAUAUUUCUGGCCAUGCAACAUGGUGGAUGUGUUACAUUUGCGGAUAAAGAUGCCUUGAAGGGAACUCUAGUGAAAACAUUCCUAAAGGCCAAGCCAACUAGAAUGUUUGGAGUUCCACGUGUCUUUGAGAAGUUUCAAGAGCGUCUUGUUGCUGCCGAGGCCAAGGCCAAGCCAUAUUCUCGUUUGAUUUUAGCCAAGGCUCGGCAGGUAGUGGCCCAACAUCAAAUGACCAGCAUAUUGGGUGAGAAACAUUCUAUAUAUUCGUCUUCGAAAUAUUGGCUAGCCUCCCGUGUCGUUCGUCCCAUACGCCAAAUGUUGGGUCUUGAUAGUUGUAAAACUUUCCUCACUGGCGGCGCUCCUGUAUCGGAUGAAAUGAAGAACUUCUUCCUGGGCUUGGAUAUGCCUUUGGGUGAAUGCUAUGGCAUGUCGGAGACUGGUGGAGCCAUCACUUUGAAUGUGGAAAUCACAAACCUCUUCAGUUCUGGCCAACCCAUUUGUGGUCUGGAGGUUGAGAUUAAAGAACCAGAUGCUAAUGGUCACGGUGAAAUAUGUAUGCGUGGUCGCAGUAACUUUAUGGGUUAUCUGGGACAGCCCGAUAAGACUAUGGAGGCCAUCAAAGAAGAUGGUUGGCUGCACAGCGGUGAUCUCGGCUAUCUGGAUGAGCAUGGUAAUGUAGUAAUUUCGGGACGCCUCAAAGAAUUGAUCAUAACGGCGGGAGGGGAAAAUAUUCCACCCGUUCACAUUGAAGAACUGAUCAAGAAGGAAUUACCCUGUGUCAGUAAUGUCAUUCUAAUCGGAGACCAUCGCAAAUAUCUCACAGUGUUGAUAUCACUGAAAACCAAAUCGGACUCAAAGACUGGAAUACCAUUGGAUGCAUUGCGUGAGGAGACAAUUGAAUGGUUGAAUGAAUUGGAUCUACAUCAGACGCGUCUUUCGGAACUUUUAGGCAUAUCGGGUGAUCUGCAAUUGCCCAAUGAUGCAGCUGCUCUAACUGCCGCUUUGGCUAUAAAGGCGGAGCCAAAACUUCUCGAAGCCAUCGAAGCGGGCAUCAAGCGUGCCAAUAAGAAUGCCAUUUCCAAUGCGCAGAAAGUUCAGAAAUUUGCUUUAAUACCACAUGAAUUCUCAUUGGCCACUGGUGAAUUGGGACCCACUUUGAAAAUACGUCGAAAUAUUGUUCAUGCCAAAUAUGCUCAAGUUAUUGAACGGCUCUAUAAGUAAAUUAAGUAG
This is a messenger RNA of Drosophila willistoni, 2085 nucleotides long. Its product is annotated as long-chain-fatty-acid--CoA ligase heimdall. The transcript is spliced from 2 exons. Gene Ontology annotation, molecular function: long-chain fatty acid-CoA ligase activity. Bases 1 to 2076 code for a protein of 691 amino acids. NCBI's taxonomy places the organism in Eukaryota, Metazoa, Arthropoda, Insecta, Diptera, Drosophilidae. Gene Ontology annotation, cellular component: endoplasmic reticulum; membrane. The record is from RefSeq and is a predicted model, not a curated record.